CAGCUCCUGCCUAAUGGGGAGAGUUGAUGGUUCGAGGUGCGAGUAAGAGUGACGACGAUUGGUCAGCCUUGGCUGCCUGGGCCUGGGCGGGAGCUCCCGGCGGCGGCGGCGGCGGCCGCGGGUGGGGGCCGAGUGGAGUGGAGGCGCAGCAAGAUGGCGGCGGAGGCAGUGGAGCUCCAUAAGCUGAAGCUUGCUGAACUAAAGCAGGAAUGUCUUGCUCGUGGUUUGGAGACCAAGGGAAUAAAACAAGAUCUCAUCAACAGACUCCAAGCAUAUCUUGAAGAGCAUGCUGAAGAGGAGGCAAAUGAAGAAGAUGUAUUGGGAGAUGAAACAGAGGAAGAAGAACCAAAGCCCAUAGAACUGCCUGUCAAAGAAGAAGAACCACCUGAAAAAACUGUUGAUGUAGCGGCAGAGAAGAAAGUGGUAAAAAUCACAUCUGAAAUACCACAGACUGAGAGAAUGCAGAAGAGAGCUGAACGAUUCAAUGUGCCUGUGAGCUUGGAGAGCAAGAAAGCUGCCCGGGCAGCUAGAUUUGGGAUUUCCUCAGUUCCAUCAAAAGGUCUGUCAUCUGACCCCAAGCCUAUGGUUAACCUGGAUAAACUAAAGGAAAGAGCUCAAAGAUUUGGUUUGAAUGUCUCUUCAAUCUCCAGAAGGCAGUUACUGUUUUCUUUAUAUUGCCUGAGGAUUUUCCAAAUGUGGAAGAGAAGGAGCAAAGUGGAUUUUGAAAAGUUGAAGAUGUCUUCUGAAGGGCUCAGUUUGGAACCAUCUUACUCCACGAUGGAGAAAACGUCUGAAGAUGAUGAGAAGCUGAAAAAGAGGAAGGAGCGAUUUGGGAUUGUCACAAGUUUACCUGGAACAGGAAACACAGGAGAUACAGAGGCAAAGAAGAGGAAAAGAGCAGAGCGCUUUGGGAUUGCGUGAUGAGAAAGCUGCUUGAUGCUUUCUGUUAUCCAGUGGUUUCCAGCUCUCUGGCUCUUCUUGGCCACAUAUAUACCUGAAUGCAGAGUCCUGUGCCUAGGUCCUGCCUUGCAAUGAGGGAGCGUGUACCCAGGUACAUCCGUGAGCUCCAGCAGCGAUCUGACUAACUGCUGUGCCGGCUCUAGAGUGGUCGCUGUUGAUUGUGUUGUUUAUUAUUAUUUUGCUUGUUAAUAAAAAAACAAAUAGAAAAGAGAACAAUGUGUUUUAUUAGGCCCUCCUUUGAGUUCUUAGAGCCAGAUUAGACCAGAUAAGGGGAGCUUCAAGGAUAAAUAUUAUAGGGAAUUAGCCAUAAUGCCUGUAUCUUUUAGAAAAGAGAACAGAGAGAAGGAUUGGAUCUAUCCCGUUACGCAUAUUGAUUGCCUUCUCAUACUUCAGGUGUCCUUUUACCUCUUUAUCCCCCAUGAAGAGGCCAAGUUUCACCCUGAAUCUUCACCUCCGCAGGUUGGCAUAACCCAUUGGGAUAAAAUAGAACACACGGUUUUAGGAGGUGCAGAGGUUAUAAAAACAGGGGCUAAUGAUUGGUAGUCCAGAGCCCUAUUCUGGAGUCCACAAGGGCCCUAUUUUCAAGGAUGACCUGAUAUGAUAAUGUCUGGCUUCAGCCAAAACCAGUGUUGAUUGUACAUUUCAGGAAAGGAGAUAAGCUAGCUACCUGCUUAGAGGAGAAAGUUUAGGGAUUCAAGGCCUGACAGGAUGUCAGAAGUGGGAAGCAUUGUUACCUGGAUCAUUGGAACAUAGGCAGUGCACUGGAGGCUUCUGUUUUCCAGUCAAGCCCUGGCCUAGUUUGUCUUCUAUUGCAGAGAUGUACCAUCACAGUUCUGCUGGCAGUGGUUCUUAGAUACUUCGAAAGUGUUUUCCUUGCUGAGCCUCCUUCUUAGAAGUUUGGCUCUCCCUAAGUAGGCUGUUUGUUUGCAUCUGAAGUUUCACAUAGAUUAGGGACAUGCUGCUUACUCUUUUUUGGAUGUGUUGCUACAGUGUUUCUCCUUUUAAUCUUCAUUUAAAUUUUUGGACGUCUAUGUAAAGUUCGUUUGUUUUUUUGGGUGUGUUUUUUUGGCGGGGGUGGUUAUUAAACCUAAAAGCCUGCAUCUUACCUGAACACUUUGGUAUCAUGAUCAGAUUCCAUGUUGGUGUGUGAUGCCUUGUUCCCAUUUCUACUAAAACUUUCUGCUUGGUUCUGUGAUUAAUAUAAAGUUAAUAAUUUGAACCCCUUCCUAACAAGAAUUCUCUUUCCACAAAGUCUCUGGUUGCUAAGGAGGACAGAUACCUAAGUUUAGAUACUUUAGGAAAACUGCGCUUUGGAGAGCAGAUCCAAAGAUUGUCCCAUUUGUUGAGAAAUUUUUCCCAUCCUGAGAUUUUGGGGAAAUGAAUAAAAUGAAAUGCUGGCUAAACUUCUCCUUUCCUCUCUUCCUCCAGCCUCUUCUGUCUGCCUCCCUUUUCUUUUCUCCAGGCCCUGAUCUUGAGCCUAGCUUUUCCUCUCUCUGCUCUAUCUCUAUGUGAAAACAGAACCAGAGAGAAUUAGUUUUGAGGCUUGGGAAAGAUUAUAGUAGACUCAGUAAAGGUUUUCUACCCAAAGAUGAUAAAAAUAAGUAGGUAAAGGAAUAGAGCAAAUGCUGGUAAUGACAUGGAACACUAGGUCCUUCAGAACUUUUUCCCCUUGGUUUCCUUAUCCUCUAUAACCUUCCAGAAAGGUAUUCAGCCUUCCCCCAAGGAUUCUUUCCCUGAAGCUUAAUCAUUCUUUUCCUGCUCAACUCACUUCUGCAGUCUUUGUGAUACAGUGUUUAUGACUUUUUGCUAACUUUAUUUUUAUCCCAAUCUAGCAGCUGUUCUUACAAAAGUUUCUUAACUCUCAGCCUGAUCACCAAACCGUCUUCCUGUCUCAUUGUAAUCAUUCCACACAUACUUUUUGAGCAUGAGUAGUUCAGAAUGCCUAUCUUUUUUACUAACUCUGUCUUAAAAUAGUCCCUUGAAGGCAGAACAGGCUACCAGUUAUCUGGGAUGCAAGUACCCUUCCUUCCUAUCCGUCCAUUUCCUUAGUGUAGGUGUUCGAGGAUCCAGAGGUGUUAGCUGACUUGACUCUUCUUUUCCCUGUCCUGAAGCUGUGACAUUUUCUGCAUACCUGAAAGCUCCAAAUAAGGGAGUCCAUGAAAGAUACUGAGGGAAGUAGCUUCCUCAGCUGCAGAUCUGCACCUUUUUGUGGUUCUCUAGGGUCAUUCUUUUUAAUCCACUAUCAUUCUAUUCUAAACUGUCCCUCCCUUAUCCCAACUUCUGGACUUUUGAAGAUAAAAGACUAGAAGCUUCCAUGGGGGUGAGGGCUGUAGAAAGAAGUGGCUAAGAGCAGGACUUGUUGGUGCUGGGUCCCUUUGCCAUGUUGGCUGUGAGAUGGAUGAGAGGGCAGGAAGCAGCCUGUGUGUAAGUAAGGAAGAGUAGCUGCUUUUCCCUGUUGUCAUCUGUGAGUGCUUCUGACAGGUAACAUCACUCACUUCUGAUUACAAAAGCUAACCUCCCCCUCUGUUUCAUGUCCACAUUCUUGUUUUUCCCUCCUAAAGGAUUGAAAAAUAAUGGCAGGUUUCAACACCUUUGCAGACCCUUUAAGCCCAAGGUGCCCCCUCGCUUUCUCUUUCUUUGUGAAUUGUCCCUUCCUUUAAUUUUCCACCUCUCACAUUCCUAUUACUUGAAUAAUUAUAAUGGAAUAUUGUGUAGCAACUUUGUUUUACUGCACUUGCUCUUGAGACCUUGUGCAAAUUACUUAAUCAUUGUGACUUUUCCAGAGACUUCGUACUAACAGCAACCCUGUUGUGAAGGUUGCUGUGAGAAUUGAUAAUAUAUUAUGUACUCAGCACACUUUACUUAUCAUAGUUUGCAUAGUAAUUGUUCAAUAAAUAUUAGCUCUUAAUUUUA
Manis javanica (Malayan pangolin) is the source of this 3873-nucleotide messenger RNA. RefSeq names its product SAP domain containing ribonucleoprotein (gene SARNP). Gene Ontology annotation, cellular component: nucleus. Lineage: Eukaryota; Metazoa; Chordata; Mammalia; Pholidota; Manidae. The record is from RefSeq and is a predicted model, not a curated record. Gene Ontology annotation, biological process: poly(A)+ mRNA export from nucleus.